AUGUCGUUGGUACAAGUGCUAGCUGCCGCAACUUUUUGUUACGAGUCUAAGAGACCACUAGGGGGCGUUUGGUACGUGGGACUGGGUUGGGAUUGGACUAACUUACGUAAGAAAUUAAGACCAGUCCUGCGUUUGGGUGAUAGAGGGACUCAAUUAAAUGAGCUUAUGAAAGCCCCGUGUCCUCUCCACACCUUCUUACGGAGCGGCCCCAAAAUUGGGGGGACUACUCAAGCUCGCGGUAGAGAACGAUCGAGAAGCGCUCAUUACUCCAAGUGGGAAAUUCAUCGCCUCUCUCACUCCUCGUCUCACCACUGCUCAAGGUGCGAAAUUCCUCCUCUCAUUGCUUCGCCUCACCGACUUCAGAUGCUAUUGAAGAUGAAGGAAAAUCUGGUUACAAGAGGUGAAGGUCGUGAUUCUUUGCUUAUCAGGCAUCAGCUCUAUGUAUUUCAUUAUUUGGAUGUAUUUUUGUAA
Messenger RNA from Fragaria vesca subsp. vesca, 471 nucleotides. RefSeq lists its product as uncharacterized. The coding region runs from base 1 to 471 and encodes 156 amino acids. NCBI's taxonomy places the organism in Eukaryota, Viridiplantae, Streptophyta, Magnoliopsida, Rosales, Rosaceae. The record is from RefSeq and is a predicted model, not a curated record. The transcript is spliced from 2 exons.